Messenger RNA from Crotalus tigris (Tiger rattlesnake), 11633 nucleotides. It is a transcript of the gene ASXL2, whose product is annotated as ASXL transcriptional regulator 2. The transcript is spliced from 13 exons. Gene Ontology annotation, biological process: positive regulation of transcription by RNA polymerase II; animal organ morphogenesis. The record is from RefSeq and is a predicted model, not a curated record. NCBI's taxonomy places the organism in Eukaryota, Metazoa, Chordata, Lepidosauria, Squamata, Viperidae. Bases 257 to 4396 code for a protein of 1379 amino acids. Gene Ontology annotation, cellular component: PR-DUB complex. Gene Ontology annotation, molecular function: DNA binding; chromatin binding; peroxisome proliferator activated receptor binding.
CUGAGGAGGAGGAGGAGGAGGGAGGGAGGUGGAGGCACUGUCACGUGAUUACUGUAGGCUUCCCAACAUGGCGGCUGGGGUAGCUGCGAGCGUUGCAAGACUCAGGAUUUAAGUAGCAGCAGAGGCCAACCCUUCCUUCUCUUCCCCCUCCCACGGCAGAGACCCCGCACCGGCCUCGGACACGCCCCCUCCCCUCGUGCCUUCAUUCAUUCAUUCAUUCCAUCGGUUGUUCGGCUCUUGCCAGUACCCAGCUGCCAUGAGGGAAAAGGGCCGCAAGAAGAAGGGCAGGACCUGGGCAGAGGCCGCCAGGACGGUUCUGGAAAAAAAUCCUAACAGACCAAUGAGCCACAAAGAGAUUCUUCAGGUUAUCCAAAAAGAAGGUUUAAAAGAGAUUAGAAGUGGAACUUCUCCGCUCGCAUGCCUGAAUGCUAUGCUGCACACCAACUCCCGUGGAGAUGAGGGAAUAUUCUAUAAGGUUCCUGGAAGGAUGGGGGUCUAUACACUGAAAAAAGAUGUUCCUGAUGGGCUGAAGGAUUUGUCUGACGGCUCAGAAGAAAGCAGUGAUAUACAAUCAGAUUCUUCCACCACAGACAGCAGCAGUAGUAGUAGCAGUGAUCAGAGUAGCAACAAGGAAGGAAGAAAAAGCAGGUGGCAAAGGAAAGUAUCGGCCAGACUUUCACAAGUGUCCUCCCCACAGUCAGGCUGCCCAUCUCCUUCUAUCCCACCAGGUAAAAUCAUCUCUUCAUCUCAGAAGCACAGCAAAAAGGCACUUAAACAAGCCUUGAAGCAAAAGCAACGGAAACAGCAUCAUUGCCGAACCAGUGUGCCUGUAUCAACUAAUCACCACCUCCUACAGCAGCAUGUGAAGGUUCCUAACCAUUCUGCUCCUGCAAAAGCCGCUUGGGAAGGAAAACAGUCAGAUGGACAUUCAAGUAGCCCACAGAAUUCUACUUCUAGUUCUUCUCCCUCUGUUAAAAUUGAGCCUUCCUUGCCAAUCCUUGGGAAGAAACCAUUCCAGAGAUCUGAGAGGCUCCAUGCAAGGCAGCUGAAGAGGACAAAAUGUGCUGAAAUCGAUGUAGAAACCCCAGAAUCCAUCUUGGUGAACACCAAUCUGCGAGCUCUAAUCAACAAGCAUACAUUCAUGGGACUACCAAUUGAAUGUCAGCAGAAGCUGCUCCUGCUACUGCCAGAGGUGGACAGGCAGAUCGGAAUGGAUGGCUUGAUGAAGCUUAGCAGUUCUGCCCUCAACAAUGAAUUCUUUAAUUCUGCUGCGCAAGGAUGGAAGGAGCGACUGUCAGAAGGGGAGUUCACUCCAGAGAUGCAGCUAAGACUACGGCAGGAACUAGAAAAGGAGAAGAAAGUGGAACUUUGGAAAGAACACUUCUUUGAGAACUAUUAUGGUCAGAGUUCCGGCUUAAGCCUUGAAGAGUCCAAGCAAUUGACAUCUUAUAUUCCUACUGUUCAGAAUCAAGCACAGGCUGGGAAUCUAGCACCUCAGUUACAGAAAUGCAUAGUAGUCCAUAAAACAGUACCUGACAAAGAACAGACCAAUUCUCUGGUGGGUCCAAAGGUUCAGGUUCUCCCAGCUAUAACAGCAGCCUCUAAAGGAGAGGAAAUUGAGCAGCCCAAGAUCUUUAAGCCAGAAGAGCUUGUAAAUUCUUCUGACAACGGUGCCUCCUUCCAGAGUAGCAGCCAGAUUCCUGAGAAGCUUUCCAACAGAGUUGAGGAAUUAAAAGAGAUGACACCACAGCCUGCUUUUCUGAAGUCCCUGGUGAGACAAAUUCCAAGCAAACCAAAGAAUGCAGCCAUUGCUGGCACUAUACCAAGCCCAGAAGUAGAAUCUCAGGAGAUUUCUGCAAAGGAGACUCCUGCCGCUUGCACAGAACAAAUGGAUACUGGAAGCCGGGCUUUCAAGAGAAAAUCAGAGAUUCCUGAAGAGGCACUGAUGACACCCGAAAAACAGCUCCAUGUGACAGAAAAGUGCCCCACCAGGCUGCCUUUUCAGGGCCCACUGCAGCGCUUUCCCAUCGCGCCCACACCAAAAGUCCCUCCGCUCAGGAUCCACGUCUCCAGAAUCCAAGGAUCUCCAGCAUUACUGUCUGCUAGCCAGGUCUCUCCCAGGCCCCCCUUCCCAAUCAUCAGAAGAACAGGGGCCAGAACUUUGGCCGACGUCAAAGCCAGGGCUAGAAUGGCCAGGGCCCAGCGAGCAGCUGCUGCAGCCGAAGCAGCCACAGCAGCCUCCAGUGCUGCUUCUGCUGCCUCCAUUAUGGAAGCCAUCCCGGGGCCGGGGCCAGGAGGGGGGAAAGGAGAGGACAAGAGCAGUCCACUCUCAGGGAGGUCUCUCGGAGCUACAUUGGACACGGCAGGCUCUGGAAGCAGGACAAGUCCAAAAAGUUUUUUUCCCUCUUGCCCAGCCCCUUUCUCCCCAGCAGAUUCCCCAGCUCCAAAACCAGCAGCUACAAGCAGUGCUGCUAGAACACAACUACAGCCGGCUCCCUCAGCACAAUCCAGAACUGCAAGCAGCAACCCAGAGAUGGAGAGCGGGUCAAUCUCGCAACCAGCAAUAGGGAAUGUCAACUGUACAAAUCCCAGCCUUUUGACUGUGCCUGUCACUCAGGAUGUCACAGCUUCUUUGGGCUCAACAACUGAUCUUGCUUCCAUGAGGGAGAAACUUAGAAAUAACCCUCUUGCACUUAACCAGGUCACAAGAACAUCCUGUGGAUUUGAGACUGGAGUGAACUGCAAAAAUAUAUUAAAAACAGCUUCUACUGCCAGCACAGGUGUUUCAGACGACAAAGCCAAUACCUUGCUUUCUGUAUCUCUUGUGUCGGCUGGACCCUUCAGGGCACCCCCUCCUCUUUCUUCACCUGGCACUGUGCCCAUGUCCCCCUUACCUUCUCCUUCCCAUAACACUUUGUUGAUAGCCCGCAGCCCUAAAGUCCCCCCAGGCUCCUCAGGUUCAAGUGGAAUUACCUCUGCAGUAAAGGCCAGCUCCAGUAUACCUGCUAAUAAUCCUCUGGUGACUCAGCUGCUGCAAGGUAAAGAAGUCCCAAUGGAGCAGAUCCUCCCAAAGCCUCUGACAAGAGGUGAGAUUAAGACUGUUGCACUGCCUGUGAAGGAAGGCAAAGCAACCACAAUUGUUUCCAGGCCUGGCCCUCCAAGGGAAGGGGAAGGACAGCUGCACGUCACUUUCCCAGCAGGUAGGAAGCCAAACCUUAGUCACUGUGGACAGUCCCAAGAUCCUUCAUCCUUAUCCUCUUUAUCAGGGCAGGAGUUGUGGAGCAAACCUACAGUCCAGAGCAGUAGCCAGGAAAUUUCAGGCAAGAAUGCCCAAGAACAUAUUCUCCAGACUGUCAUGCAGAAAGUCCCUGUGCAGAGCCUCCCUGCUGCUCCUUCUCCCCCUCCACGUCUCCCCCUCCUCCCCCCACACUUCCCAGUAGAGAGCAGCUCCACCAGCCAAAGUUUCACCCUGGGAUUCAUAGGGAGAAGGACAUUCAAGCCUGCCAUGUCUGGCCAUUACCUCCUGAAUGUUUCUACCUAUGGGCGCUGCCCAGAGAACCUAAGAAGAAACCUUGCCCUACCCCCAGAGAGCCAGCAAUGCUCAGACAAGCCCCUGAUGAAAUUAGAGGAACAGAAGCAUACAUCUAGAGAUGACAGUAAUAAUAGUGGUGGUGAAAAUGAAGGAGACAGAGAUGGCAAUGUGACUGAACAUGAAACAGCACAUCUCAAGAUUAAAAAGGAAUCUCUGGCUCCAGGAAGAGGAGGAGGAAGGCAGGCAAGUUCAAAUGUAAAACUGGAGCAGGCAGCAAUAAGCCACAAGGACGGAAGCAUUUGCUUUUUCCCAGCAGGUCAAAACUAUGCUGAAAGCAAAUCGGCAAAAGAUUUUAUUCAAGCAGCCCAGGAAAAAGUGGCCCAGACAACUAGAGGAGAAAUGAGACCUUGCAGUAGGGAACUUCAGACUUGUGCUCCAGCAAAUGUUAUUCUACAGCGGCCCCUGCUGCUUUCACCCUCACCCUCUCCUCAGCUCUUUGGAAACCCUACUCCUGCACAACUUGUUGGACCAGGCUACAGUGGCACGAUCAAUGUUUCCACUUCUCCAGACAUGCAUCAAGAUACUCUCCUGACUGGACUAUCGGACCCCAGCCGCAUGGGGGAUGUAGUGUCCUUCUCUGUAACUGUAACAACUAUCCCUGCUAGCCAGUCAGCAAAUACUGGUAGCCAUGGACAAUCUCUCCGUGGCCAGGCUUUUGCAGAAGAUGGUGGCUUGGAGGACUUGCCCUCAAAGUGCUACUGUCGCUUGAAAGCCAUGAUUGUGUGCAAAGGCUGCGGGGCCUUCUGCCAUGAUGACUGUAUUGGCCCCUCCAAACUCUGUGUUUCCUGUCUUGUUGUGCGGUAGCAGUUUUGCUAGAUGGCAUCUUGUCUAGGGAGCAGGAGGGGCAUGCUGCUGAGUCAAGAGUCCCUACCCUAUCCCACUCCACAUCUACUUUGUUUCCUUGAGAAUGAAGAAAGCACCUUGGAUGAAUGGCUGAACCCAGUGGGACAAGUGUGUGCACUUAAGGAAUCAUGUAAAUAUGUUGCAUUGUUUUGUCUUAAAAAUUAUUUUUUCCAACCUUGAGAUAAAUCUAUGGAUGAGAACCUCAUGCUCAUUUUGCCUCUUGUCCUAUAGUAUAGCAGGAUUCUGGCCCAGUAGGUCCCUCUUCACCAUCAAUGUGUCUGUGUCCCAUAGGGCUCCUGAUUUGCCUCCACCUUGCUACCAUCGUGGCCUCCAUGUUUUUCUUUGACUUGCCAAAUGUCCUAGUGAAACACAGUGAUUGUGACUAUUACAUCAGCAGCCCUAAGCAACAGGAACAUCAAAAGGUGGGCAGAUAGCCUACCACCCAGUUGAAUUUUGUAGUGUUGCUGUUUACAGUAAACAAUUCUUCUUUAUUGUAUAAAAUCACCUCGAGAAGAGGCAGCGUAUUGCAGAUCAUCAGAAUUUUCAGGGCAGAAUGGGGCUUGGUGGGGAUAGUUUAUAAUUCUAAAUUAACCAAUGGCAGCAGUGAUGAUUUCCAUUUCCUGAUAUGAAUGUGUGUGCUCUGGCCUUUGAAUUUCAAUCAAGAUGCAGCAGCACAAACUCUUUUGGUCCCAGGCUCUAGAUUCUCAUUUUUCAAGAAAAAAAAAUGAUGAGAUAAAUGCUGUAGAAUAGGGCAGAAGAAACGUUUCAGAUUUUUUAACAUCAAGCCAUAAUUUUGGGUCAGUUUGUCAGCUUCUGGAAUCAUCUCUGACUCAAAUAAUUGAAAAUUUCAAGCUGGAAAAGGUAGUGGGAGGAUGUUAUUCCCUUGUGUGCAUUCUGCAAUUGCACUCUAAAGGUGUGGAGCAUUAUAUUUAGAGGAGGAAUUGAUCCUGCUCAGAAUCACCAUAUUUAAAAUAAAAUGGAGUUUCUUGACCUGGAUUUCACUUGUAGAAGGAAGGGCAUUUCCUUGGAAGUAAUUUGCAGGAUGCCAUUUCAAUUGAUGGAUGGAACUUAAGCUUUUAGGAUGAAACCUGAGCCAUACAAAAUUAGUUCUACACUUUCUGACACCUUAUUUUGUUUGCCAUCCCCUUGCCCUCCCCUCCCCAUAUUCAUUUCUAUUGCCAGAGACUCAAACUAAUUGUUGAUAAAGUGCUUUUAAGAUUAGGCAGUAAUCAGGCUCCCUAUUCUUGGUUUGUAGAAUAUACAAAGCUGUAUUUUGCUCUUUAUUCCCCUUGUCAGGGUUGUGCCAAGAUAGCUCUCAAAGCAUGGCAGGAUUUUCUAUGUCUCCUAUUCUUAACUCUACUAGGAAAAGACUAAAUUAUGGAGGUUUGAUGAAACCAGCAUAAUUUUUUCCAGCUCCAGAUUCUAUUUUUUGUGAGGCUGAUUUAAACUGAGUUAGAGAUACUUAAAGUCUCCGCAGCUGUGUUUAAUAGCUCCAUUGUAGUUUGGUUGCAUAUAACUACAAAAUUGUACAUGGCAAUUUAGGCUCCAGUCCCCAAUUAAUGUGCAGGCUUUUAGAUAAAGUACUACCCAUUAAGUAAUCGGAAAAGCUGUCAAGUCAGAAUAAAUGAAGAGAAGAACAAGCUUUAGAAGGUAAGUUAGGUAAAAUAUUUUCCUUUUGAUAGAUAAAAAUAGGAAAAGAUAGUUUAGCCAAGGCACACCCUCUCCAUGCAAGUUGAACCAUAUAAUUUCCAGUUUCCAUGUUUCAUUCUAGAUAAAAGCCAAUAUUGAUGUUUAUGGCUUGAGACAGUUUCACCAUUAACCUUUUAAAAAAUGUGUUAAGGCACCUGACUAGUAAUCAGGAAAUCAGUGCUAGUCCCAUCAUAGUCAUGCAAGCCAGCAGGGUGGCCAAGGGCCAGUCACACACACUCAGCCCAAUUUACCUCAGGGGGUUGUUGUGGGGAAAAUAGGGAGUUUUAGAUACGUUCCCUGCUUGAGUUAUUUACAGAAAUAAUAAAGGUGGGAGUAAAAAAAGAGAGAAUUGCUUGGAAGAAAGCCAAGGACUCCAUUACCCAUUUCAAGAAGCAUCACCCAUUUUUAUUACUCAUCAUGGAAAUACCACAUUAUAAUCAAUGCUACAGGAAUUGGAUCACUUUUGAUUUUAAAUUGUGAUCUGGCCGUCUGUUUUUAAUAAUGGUCUGCCAGAUAUUUCCUGGCAGCCUAUUGACAGAGUAUAGAAGUCACUUCUCUUUCAAGUUGCGUGUGCCCCCAAAACAGCACCUCUUGGGUAAGCCUAUUAUCUUCCCUAAAUUUGUAUUAUACCUUGAAGAAGGUAUCAAAGGCAGUAUCACAUUUUGUAUUGGUCAGUUCUAUAAGUUAGCCAUAUAUUUUUUUGCAUGUUUUACAUCUACAAUGUUUAUUGUAUCAGUGUGUAUCGUUCUUUUACACAUAGGUAAAAACACAUCAGUGUGUAUUGUGCUUUACAUAGUAAAAGAGUGGUCAACAUCCACAGGAAACAUAAUUUUUAAUAGAGUUAAUAAGAACCAGGAAGAAAACAAAAUUUAGGUAAAUUCAAUUACACAAGACACAUCUUUACUUUAAGAAUUAAAGUAAAUAAGUUAGAUGGCAUGAAUUUCUUGUGCUUAUACUUUUCUUUACUCCUUUUAUUCAAUAGUUCAUAAAUGUAUAAACUGGUAUCAGAAUCCCCUCAUUCUUUAGCUAUUUCUUCUUCUAGUUAAACAAUCCAUAUUUUUAAGAUUUCAGUGGCAAGGGGAAAACUGUAGCCUUUUGGUUCGUUGGCUGUCUAUUUGGCAUCUUUCCCUGGCAUCCAAAACAUCCAAAUGAGGGCAUAUUAAAUUAUCAUGGACCUACCCUUCAUUUCAGACCUUUUCCUAAUAUGAAAUUAGCUUCUCUUCAUAAUUAAUGUACAGUUUUUUCAUUUUCAUUAAGCUAUCAGGAUGACCUUAGGUCAAUUUUUCCACUUAGAUCUUAUCAGAUUCUAACUGUUACAGAAGGGAAUUUUUAAUCAUUAUUUUUGCUUUAUGCCCUCCAGCCAUUUUUUAGCUCAUUACAGCUGCAUUUUUUAUCUCCUGAAUUUUCUGAUAUUACCUAAAAACUUGAGUAAUUUACUCUUCAGCCAUAACUAAUCAGGGAAACAAAUGCAGAGUAUAUAAGGACAUAUUAAAAAGUACAAACUCUGGGGAAUUUCUUCAUUCAAAUUCCUCAAAUUUGUUUAUACUUCCUGCUAUUUUAUUGAAUAUUAAUCCACUAACAAGAUCUUACUUGUGAUUGUUGACUUUUUCAGCCCUUUAUUUUUAUAUACAAAAGAUCUCUGCUACCCAGAUGCGGAUGCUUUUGAACACUUCAAAAUAUUAGUAAAAUGAACUUUCCUCUGCAGAAACCAUGCUUAUUCUUCCUCAGCAAUUAUUUAUUAUUAUGCGUUGUAGUGCAAACUUUCAUAAUUAACUGGAGGAAAUGUUAGGUGCAUGUGUUUAUUUUAUUUUCUAGUGUUUUUUUUAAUAUAAUGACAUUACUUCGGCUACCUUUUCAUAAUUCAGUUACGAUUUGCUGUGUCACUAAAGUUUUAUUGUGAUGGAUCAGUGGAAUAAUAGCCCAUGCCUUCCAACCCCAAUAGCAUUCAAUCCCUUCUAAUUUUUUAAUCCAAUUUCUGUUGAAGCCUUGACUUAGAGCCAAAACCACUGCAACUGAAUUAUUCAUUCCAUUGUCAUUCUAUCUUUCAAGUAAUGAAUAUUCAUUUUCUGUGAUCAUCCUCUUAGCAACAUCUUAAAGUUACACUAUAACACAUCAAAGGGGGAAUUUUAUAACUAGAAUGGGUUUAUUGGUUCCCAUUGAGUUUUAUAGAACACAAGUGAGGGGUCAAACCAUGAUUCUUGUGUCAUAUAUUAAAAUAAUUAAUAGCAUAUUUGUCCCCUCCCUUUCACAAUGGUGCCUCAGAAUUGUUUCCCCUUUCUCUUAGGGGGCAGAAUUCUGAUUAUAGUAAUAUUCAUGUGCCUGGAUUCUCCAGAAUCCUUCAGCAGGGACAUUUUACCAUAAAACAUGCAGAAGCACAUUUCAUGCUUACAGGUCUAGAUUUCUGCAUCGUUGUUAAUUUAUUUUUAAAUUAUUAACAUAAUUUAUAUACCAUGCUAAAAUCUUUGAACUGUGUUCCAAAAAAAAUCUGACAUAAAAGUUACCUUCUAUAGUACACUGUCAUAACAAUGACAAUCAUUUACUAAGCAGAAAUAACAUCAAUGGCCCAAUUAAAAAGGAAGGUCUUGGGAGAUUCCCCAAAUGCCAAGAAUGAGAAAGUCAAGCAUAUAUCCAAAGGCAGCCCAUUCAAUAGGAUGGGGGCUGCCACAGAAAAAGCCUGUCUGACCCAUCUUUAGAAGGAGCUCCUUUGAUCUGAUGAAUGAAGAAAAGAAUUUUGGAUAAGGAGGUCCCUGAGACAGCCCGCUGGAUUAAGAGCUUCUUACUAAUAACAAAUUACAAACGGGGCUGACUAGAAGAUUGGUAGAAAAUUUGUAAAAGGUCAAAUUAGCAGUUAAUAAUUGCAUAUAAGGCUGUGUAAAAAGUUAAGAAUCAUGAUUUUUCUCUAUGCUCCAAAGUUCUGAAGGAGUACUAUAAUUCCUGGCCAAUGGUUUCCCAUAGUGAGAUUCACAUAACUGCAGUGUAAAGCGUUUUCAGCAUCUUCCAUGGCUUAUCAUAUGGCUAAUGAUUGUUUAGCAGAAAGGAGCAUGGAAAAGCAGAUUGUAUAAUUACCUUCCCCUUAGUUUAGCAGAGCUUCAUGAAUGGAAUAUAGCAAUGCUGACAAAAAUUUAAACUGAUUCAGCCACCUCACUCAAACUAAGCAAUAUUCAGCCGAUGGGAGGAGAAAGCCUUACCUUUUGUCUAACAUAAGAGUUAAACUGUUGUUGCAUCUACUUUCAGUUUCCAUCCAUGCAGUUGCUAGUGCAGGAUGGAUCUGCCUGCCUGAUAUAAAAUAAGCCAGUCUGCUCUUUUGGCUCAACUCAUGACAUGAUUGUUAAAUUUCUCUUAGCUGAAACACUAUAUAUGUUUGGUUGCAUCCUUAUGAAUGCAACUGAUGGGGCCUGAGAUCCAAAAGCCCCAAGGGUUCAAUAAUUGAAUGGGACAUUUAUAUUCUUGGCCUUGGUGGGGGAUAAUUGAAGUCUUAUUUUUGGAGAUGCUAGAUUGGAUAAAUCUGGAAAGUUCUGCAUAAUCCUUUCUAAGAUGAACAGGAAUGUCAAUGAGUAGAAUUUUCUAUGCUAUAUCUGAUAUAGCAGCAUCUGAUAUUUUCUUUUUGUAAAAGCCCUUUUCCUUCCCUUUCCCCUUUCCUUUCCUGAUAUUUGUGAUGAUGCUUUUGGAAUAUUGGUAAGUAUUUUCUUAAUUAGAACCACAGAAGAAUUUAUACUGAGUACUCGUGGAAAUUCAAGUAAAAAGCCAAACUGAGCACUUUCUUUCAAUAGAAAGCUCAUGCAAAGCAACUUUGCACUGAAAUGUGUUUUUUGAAAGGGUACUUGGGUAAAGUGUAAGGAAUAUGAACAACACUUCUAGCAGCUGAAAGGAUGGAACUCAGCUAUAAACCCUACUGAUACACGCAAGGUUAAAAUAGAAGAUGGAACACCCUUGAUUUUGAAAGAAGUUGAGGUGGGAUUUCUGAGUAGGUGAUUAUAAGCUUAGAAGGCCACGAUCUCCAGCUGGCCUAUUAAAUUGCACUACAGAUGGCUGUUGACUCUGUUACUGGUUCUUUUUAUCUCAUCCUCAGAUUAUAAGCCCCAGAACAUGGCAUUUUAAAAAAAUUAUUUAAUGAUGCAAUUCAUGCAGGAAUUGUGGGAAUGAAUCAGCUAUCACUCAACAUACAGUCACCUAAACUAACACCUUGGCAAACAUGGAGAUGUACAGCUUUACUUCAGAAAGGAAAGCCCACAUGCCUGUGUAACACAACAUAUUAUUCAUCCCUUAUCUUCUGAUAUUAGGUACUGCAGCUUUUAGAAGCCAUUAAAAGUGCUCAGGCAGUUUGCAUUUUCUGUCAGUUAUAUUUUGUGUACAAACCACAGGACCCCCAUUGUUCAUAUUCUAUGAGUAGGUCAUUUUGCUUGCUUGCAGUAUUACUUUUAACAGACCAAUGAUGUGUGUUUAUUUUGAGCCUGAUGGAACUGAAAUCUUUUGCAAGAAUGUAAAGAAUGGAAUUGAAACAUUUAGUCUGUCUUUACUAUGUUUUCAGUGAUUUUUCACCAAAGUGAAAAAUAGAAGCUAGGACAGUAUUUUCCACAGUGCACGCAGGCUCCACUACUGUGCAAAUUACCUGGUACCCAAAUUUCACAGUCCAUGCUGAUCCCAUCUUUGAGGCAUGGUAUUAGGGAGGGGCCAGAUUGGCAGCACACAUGAAUUGCCGGAGACGCAGCCAUGAAGUACCUUCAUCUCUGCCAAGGUUCAUUUUUAGAAACUGGUGUUUAAGUUAAAGUGGUGUAUGUGUGUUUCUCUGCGUGUAUGGGUGAGAAGAGACAUAGAUUUGUUUGCCAAGGUAGAAGGCACUAUGUUAGAAUGACUGAAACACACUUCUCUGACUUCUAUCUACAUUGUAUACUGCAGGAAUGAAACCACACACAGCCAUUUAUGUAAAUUAAGAGAUUUUGGCAGGGAGAAUAUUUGUUUCCUUCUUUCUUCCCCCCCUCCCCCAUGCAAUACAUUUGAUAUGAUUGAAAAACAAUUUUAAGAGCUUAUAAGUAAUAUAUUUUAAUUAAUAUAUAUUUUAAUACCUCUGUUUCAAGAAUGAUAAAAUGAUUUGUGAAAUUGGUGUGUGUAUGUGUAUGUAUGCAAUUUUGAACGUGUUUUUCCUCCCAUUAGGGGACCUGGUAAGCAUCCCAGGUUGCAAUAAAAAUUGAAGAACUAUAUUAAAAAAAAAGGUUUCCCAGGAACUGUUUCAUUUUUAUAAGCCAAGAAGUGAAUAAAGAUACCUUAGAGUGUACUAAACUUUAAUUGUUGCCUUUUAAAAAGAAACUUAAAUUGGAAUUGAGAAUAUAGAGAAGUCAGGUUGAGACCAUUUAAAAAGUCAUAUUUUUUCACAAAUGAUAUAGAAACAUAUUUUACUUAAAAGUUUUAAGUAUUUGAAAUAAAUAUAGGUAUGUAAAUAUACUGUAUGUACUUCAUAUAUUCUUUUAUUUUACAAUUUAUUGUAAAUGGAUAUUAAAAUUCUUUGAACUGG